Molecule: messenger RNA, 1049 nt
Organism: Oryza brachyantha (malo sina)
Lineage: Eukaryota; Viridiplantae; Streptophyta; Magnoliopsida; Poales; Poaceae
Product: ADP-ribosylation factor
Exons: 6
Coding region: 139-717 (192 amino acids)
Biological process (GO): intracellular protein transport; vesicle-mediated transport
Cellular component (GO): cytoplasm
Molecular function (GO): GTP binding; GTPase activity
Source: RefSeq, a predicted model, not a curated record
GGCAUCUCGAAUCUACGGCACGGCAGGUCAGUCUCUCCUCCUGCGGCUGCCUCCGCCCACCCUCCCCUGCGUACUCGCUCGCCGCGGAACCUUCUGGAACCUUCUAGAUCCGGCCGAUCCGCAGCUCGAUCGGCGGAGAUGGGGCAGGCCUUCCGCAAGCUCUUCGACGCCUUCUUCGGUAACAAGGAGAUGCGGGUGGUUAUGCUUGGGCUGGAUGCGGCGGGGAAGACCACCAUACUCUAUAAGCUGCACAUCGGCGAAGUUCUCUCCACCGUCCCCACUAUCGGCUUCAACGUGGAGAAAGUCCAAUACAAGAAUGUGGUGUUCACCGUGUGGGAUGUUGGUGGCCAGGAAAAAUUGAGGCCCUUGUGGAGACACUACUUCAACAACACCGAUGCUCUGAUCUACGUAGUUGACUCCUUAGAUAGAGAGAGGAUUGGGAGAGCCAGAGCCGAGUUUCAGGCCAUUAUCAAUGACCCUUUUAUGCUUAAUAGUGUCCUAUUGGUAUUCGCUAACAAGCAAGACAUGAGGGGUGCAAUGACUCCGAUGGAAGUAUGUGAGGGCCUUGGCCUAUAUGACCUGACCAACCGUAUAUGGCAUAUCCAAGGAACCUGUGCUCUUAAAGGCGAUGGCCUCUACGAAGGAUUGGACUGGUUAGCCACAACUUUGGAUGAGAUGCGAGCUUCAGGGCGGAUAACUUCGACAUCAUCGUCAUGAAGUGUAACAGGAAGAGAUAGUUGAUCCUUGCACUAUGGGGAUUAACUUAAUGGGUUAUCUUGGUUUAUUUUUCGUUUGAUGUCCUCCUCUCCCGUUGUAGCUACUGGCCAUGAACUGGGCGAAGCUUUUUGGCAAAGCUUUGAUUCAGGCAAACCGUAGUAUUACAAAGGACAGUGGACAGCGAUACACUUGGGAGGAGUGGUUGGUUUAUUGUACUCGCAACCGAAAAUUCAUCCUCUCGUAGAAGCGGGAGUCAUUGUAAAUAUAUGCAGAUGCUACUGAUAUAAUUGUGGCUGCGUUUCAACCAGUUGUAUUAAUGGAAUUUUCAGAUU